AUGUCUACAAUUAGAUGGGUUGAUCUGUUAUCAAGCGAAUCAAAUUUUUCGCACUCGAAGGCUAACAAUGAUGAGAUCAAUGAAAAAUUAAAAAAAAAAAAAGUUAUUUAUAAAUCUGAGACAGAUUUAAAUAAUAGCUUUUUAAAUUCAUAUAAUGGAGAUUUAGAUAAUAGUAACGUUGGAAUCAAUUUAAAAAUAAAAAAUAUGUGUAUUAAAGAAAAGAAAGAUAUAAAGGUAGAUCAAAAAAUAAGCCAAAAUAUUUGUAGUAAUAAAAAAGAUACAGUUAUACAAAAAAAAAAUAUGAACACUAAUUAUGAUGAAAAAAUGAAUGUUGUUCAUAACAUACAAUCUAAUGAUCAGACAGAUAAAAAAGAAAAAGAAGAAAGUAUGUUAAAUAAAAUAAAUAAUUUUGAUAACACCACAAGUACUCAAAGUAGAUUAUAUAAUAAUAAUAUUGACUCUAAUGAAACAGAAAAGAAUAUACGUCAUCUUGAUAAAAAAGAAAAUAAUAAUAAUAAUAAUAAUAAUAUGCUUGAGAAAAAAAAAAACAACCACAGUGAAGGACAUAUAACAAAUCAGGAUGAUAUAAAAUUAAAAGUUAAUUUGUCUUAUCCUGAAAAAAAAAAUAAUGAUAAUCAAGAAAAUGCAAAAGAUAUAAAUAAAGAACUUGUUACAAAUAUUGCCAAUAGUAAGGAAGAACAGCAUAAUGGUCUAUCAGUCAUAUCUUCAAAUGAAGAAUGGAUUCAAAAUGCUAAUAACAGUAAUAAUGUUAUAAGAACUGAUAAAGAUACUUCUAAGAAUACAGAAGAUGUAUCAAAUAGAAAUAAAGAAAAAAUAUCAGAACAAAGCAUUUUAAAAAAACAUAUCACUGAUAGAAAUAAAGAACAAAAUUGUAGAUCCAGAGAUUCCUCCAAAAAAAGAAAUAGCGCUUCUGGAUCAUCGAAAAAGGUUAUAGGAUCUGUAGAUAAUAAGAAAAAUAUAGAAUCAUUAAUGACAAAUGUCUCAGAAAAUAACAAGAAUGAUUCUUUAAAAAUGAAUCAGGAAAAAAAUAACAAAUAUGUAGAACAUAGUAGAAAAGGAAAAAAUAAAAGGAAAGAACGAAAUAAUAAUAUGGAAAAUAGUAUUCUAAAUAAUAAUAGUAUUUCUGUGUUGGAUUAUACUGUUUCUCAUGAUGUUACAUUAGAUGAUAAUAAUAUUCCUUUGAAUCCAACAAAAAAAAUGAAAAAUAAAAUGAAAGAUGUGAAAAAUUUACAAGUUAAUAAAAAUGAUGAUAUCUUUAAUAUGAAUAAAUCAAAACUUUUUAAUUCAUUGAAACAGGUGGAUAAUAAGAACAUAGGAACUAAUAAAGUAAUGGAAGAAGAAAAUAAUACAAGUGUUAAAGAAAAUGAAAAUAUAAAAUUUCCAAGAAUACAAAAUAUGAACAGUAUGAUAGAUAAAGAAGAUAAUCCAUUUUAUAAUGUUAUGAAUAAUAAUAUAGAUUUAGAAAAGUUUAAAAAUUUUAAUAAUAAUUUUAUAAAUUAUAUAGGAGAUAUAAGAAAUAAUUUUAGUGAUUCUUUAUGUACAGUUAAUAGAAAUAGAGUUAAUAGUAGACUUAAAGAAAUAGCUGUUGGAAAAUCUACAAAAGAAUAUAAAAAUUAUGUUAAACUAGUUAAAUAUGAAGAUAGAUUAGAAGAUGAUCCCGCUACACCCAAUGCAUAUGAAGAUAUAACGAAUGCCAAAUUUCAAGCGAAAUAUAAUUUAUGGAGAAAAAAAUUACAUAAAUUUGAUUCCUUAAAUUGA
Molecule: messenger RNA, 1779 nt
Organism: Plasmodium adleri (nom. inval.)
Lineage: Eukaryota; Apicomplexa; Aconoidasida; Haemosporida; Plasmodiidae
Product: conserved Plasmodium protein, unknown function
Exons: 2
Coding region: 1-1779 (592 amino acids)
Biological process (GO): mRNA transport; mRNA 3'-end processing by stem-loop binding and cleavage
Cellular component (GO): histone pre-mRNA 3'end processing complex; cytoplasm
Molecular function (GO): histone pre-mRNA stem-loop binding; mRNA binding
Source: RefSeq, a predicted model, not a curated record